AAAGUGUCAAAUUUCAGGAUGUUAUGUGUAAGGCUCAGUAAAAUUACGUACAAAAUGACAGUGUACUCUCUUUUCAUAGGCUGACCUUGUGGUCACCAUCACCUGAAAAUGGCUCAAAACAAAAAUGACCUAAAGGUUGAAACAAGAUACGAUCAAAUUGACGUCAUGGUAAUUACACCAAGUACCCUUCAAUCAUUGGAUGGAAUUUCUUGUUGAUCCCAGGGCUUAGAUGCUGGUGGAAACACUCCGCUGGUAUAAAAAACAGGUGAGGACUUCAUUAACUGCAGUUACUGAGAACUCACAAGACGAAGCUAAAAUCCCGCUUCAGAGCCACAGUCAACUGCGCUGAACACAUCCUGCAAAAAGCCCAGAGAAAGGAGCGCCAUGGAUUACUACAGAAAAUAUGCAGCUGUCAUUCUGGUCACAUUGUCGGUGUUUCUGCAUAUUCUCCAUUCCUUUCCUGAUGGAGAGUUUACAAUGCAGGAUUGCCCAGAAUGCAAGCCAAGGGAAAACAAAUUCUUCUCCAAGCCGGGUGCCCCAAUAUAUCAGUGUAUGGGCUGCUGCUUCUCUAGAGCAUAUCCCACUCCAGUAAGGUCCAAGAAGACGAUGUUGGUCCAAAAAAACGUCACCUCAGAGUCCACUUGCUGUGUAGCUAAAUCAUUGACCAGGGUCAUGGUAAUGGGGAGUGUCAGAGUGGAGAACCACACACAGUGCCACUGCAGUACUUGUUAUUAUCACAAAUUUUAAAUAUUUUGCCAAGUGCUGUUUUGAUGACUGCUGAUUUUCUGGAAUGGAAAAUUAACUUGUUCAGUGUUUAUGGCUUUGUGAGAUAAAACUCUCGUUUUCCCUACCAUACCACUUUGACAUGCUUCAAGGAUAUACUGCAGCUUUAUUGCCUUCCUCCUUAUCCUACAGUACAAUCAGUAGUCUCGUUCUUUUCAUUUGGAGUGAAUACAGCAUUUAGCUUGUUCCACUGCAAAUAAAGUCUUUUAAAUCAUCAUUCAA
Molecule: messenger RNA, 1005 nt
Organism: Mandrillus leucophaeus (drill)
Lineage: Eukaryota; Metazoa; Chordata; Mammalia; Primates; Cercopithecidae
Gene: CGA
Product: glycoprotein hormones, alpha polypeptide
Exons: 4
Coding region: 385-747 (120 amino acids)
Biological process (GO): positive regulation of steroid biosynthetic process; thyroid hormone generation
Cellular component (GO): extracellular region; follicle-stimulating hormone complex
Molecular function (GO): follicle-stimulating hormone activity
Source: RefSeq, a predicted model, not a curated record